This is a messenger RNA of Drosophila takahashii, 4819 nucleotides long. RefSeq names its product Topoisomerase related function 4-1 (gene Trf4-1). NCBI's taxonomy places the organism in Eukaryota, Metazoa, Arthropoda, Insecta, Diptera, Drosophilidae. Gene Ontology annotation, cellular component: nucleolus; TRAMP complex. Gene Ontology annotation, molecular function: mRNA binding; poly(A) RNA polymerase activity. The record is from RefSeq and is a predicted model, not a curated record. Gene Ontology annotation, biological process: RNA 3'-end processing.
GAACCAGUCGUGUGCGUGUGUGAGUGUCUCGCUGCGUGCGAGUGUGUGUGUGUGUGCAUAAAAAGGCAUAGAGGCAAGAAGGAGUGAAAGAGAGAGCCAGAAAUUGUUAGUGCUUAUAAGGAUAUAUAUAGUGAGGAGGGAGAGAGAGAGAGAGCGACGGAGAGAGAAGAGUGCGAAGAAGCAGCAGCGACGCCGACAACAACUCUCUUGAAUGCUGAAAAACUGAAAGAGUUGAAGGCCCAAGACGAUAACUCCAUUCCCCUGUGGAACACACAGCCCACAGAUCUCUACCGAUCCAUAUAGAGAAACAUCUAUAUAAUAUAUCAUAUUAUAAUAAACGCAGGACGCAAGGGGGAAGAGAGACGAAGGAAGGACGAAGCGAAGGAGGACGCGCCCCUCUCGUUUCCCGCCCAGCCAACAGCCGUGUGAAAGCGUCUUGAAUGGAUCCAUUUGUUGGCUGGUUUCAGAAGGAACAGGAGGGACCAUCGCUGCGCACAUGGUUAAAGAUUUGGGAGACGAAUGCCCAGGAGAUGGGCGCAUUGCUUGAUCAACAGCUACAGCAGGCGACGACGACCAACGGCAGCAGCAGCAGCAGCAACAAUAAUAGCAGUAGCAACAACAACAACAAUUCUACUACCAAUAAUAUUGGUAACAAUUUAACGGGCAAGCCCUAUUUAUCGCGACCCAACAGCUCGCUAAAUCGAUUGCUGAAUUUCCGCGGCGAUUCUGUAGAGAACGGAACCACUCAGCGGAACAGUUCAGCGGCUGAUUCCACCACAAAUCGGGAUAACAGCUCACCCACCAACAGCAGUUCAACCAACGGACCCGGAACAGCAGGAGGAUCAGGAGGAGGAGGAGGAAGCGGAUCCAAUAGUCCGGCCAACACAGCUGCUGCCACCACAACGACUGGGCCACCAGCCACUAGCAACAGCAGCAGCAGCAACAGCAUGAGUGACACUAGCAACAACCCGCCACAGACAACGACAACGACAACAACCACGCCCGCCGCCAGUCGCACGAACAACAGCAUCUACUACAAUCCGUCGCGGAAGAAACGGCCCGAGAACAAAGCAGGCGGCGGUGGGCAUUACUAUAUGAACAACCACAUGGAGAUGAUAGCCAAAUACAAGGGUGAACCGUGGCGCAAGCCAGACUAUCCGUAUGGCGAGGGCGUUAUUGGGCUGCACGAGGAGAUCGAGCACUUCUAUCAGUAUGUCCUGCCCACGCCCUGCGAACAUGCCAUUCGGAACGAGGUGGUCAAGCGCAUCGAGGCCGUUGUCCAUUCCAUCUGGCCACAGGCGGUGGUCGAGAUCUUUGGUUCCUUUCGCACCGGCCUCUUUUUGCCCACCUCCGACAUUGAUCUCGUUGUGCUAGGUUUGUGGGAGAAACUGCCGCUGCGCACGCUGGAAUUCGAGCUAGUGAGCCGCGGCAUCGCCGAGGCCUGCACAGUUCGUGUCCUGGACAAGGCAUCCGUGCCCAUCAUCAAGCUGACGGAUAGGGAGACGCAAGUGAAGGUAGACAUAUCGUUCAACAUGCAGAGCGGCGUUCAGUCGGCGGAGCUAAUUAAGAAGUUCAAGCGCGACUAUCCGGUGCUGGGGAAGCUGGUGCUGGUGCUCAAGCAGUUCCUGCUGCUGCGCGAUCUCAACGAGGUGUUCACCGGCGGCAUCUCGUCCUACUCGCUGAUCCUCAUGUGCAUCAGCUUCCUGCAGAUGCAUCCGCGUGGCAUUUACCACGAUACCGCCAAUCUGGGUGUGCUGCUCCUCGAGUUCUUUGAGCUUUACGGCCGUCGUUUCAACUACAUGAAGAUUGGGAUCUCGAUCAAGAACGGCGGACGGUAUAUGCCCAAGGAUGAGCUGCAGCGCGACAUGGUCGACGGCCAUCGGCCAUCGCUUCUCUGCAUCGAGGAUCCGCUGACGCCGGGCAACGAUAUCGGACGCAGCAGCUACGGGGUCUUUCAGGUGCAGCAGGCCUUCAAGUGCGCCUACCGCGUCCUCGCCCUCGCCGUUAGUCCGCUCAACCUCCUCGGCAUCGAUCCACGGGUCAAUUCCAUACUGGGUCGAAUCAUCCACAUCACCGACGACGUAAUCGACUACCGCGAAUGGAUCCGCGAGAACUUCGAGCAUCUGGUGGUGGUGGACCGCAUCUCGCCGCUGCCCACCGCACCCGCUGCGUACGCCGCCUCGAAUGGGGCGCCCAAAUAUGUGAUCAUGCCCUCGGGCGCCGUUGUCCAGCAGCUGUACCACCAUCCGCAGCAGGUGCAGGUGCAAACCACAGCCCACGGAGGGCAUAGCCAUAGCCAUCACGGCCAUUUGCAUCCGCUUGGCCAGCCGUUUGUCACCGGAACAGCUGCUGCAUCUGGGGCGACAACGACGACGUCGUCGACGACGGUGGCGUUGGUUGGCGGAGUGGCCAUCUCAGCCGGCGGAGGAGUCCAACAGCAGCAGCAGCUGCAGCAACAGCUUCAGCAGCAGCAACAGAAUGCCACGAAUGCCCAUUCCCAUGCGCAGUCGCAGCAGUCGCAGCAGAACCAAUCGCAGUCGCGUCACAGACGUGGCAGCACCUCCUCUGGCGAUGAUUCCGAGGACAGCAAAGACUGCGAUGUGGUCGAGACGACGACGUUGACGGGCGGACAGGAGGUCAUCGAUAUCACGCUGUCGCCGCCGAAUGGCCUCGGCUCCUCCAUGCCGGUGCAGCCGAGCAAUUGGAGUGCCGGUGGCAAUGGAAACAUCAACAGCAGCUCAUCCUCGUCGCCGGAAAACAACGCCGCCGCAACGCAGGAGAUGGUGGACCCAGAGAUGGAACCAGAUCAGCAGCAGCAGCAGCAACAGCAGCAGCAUCAUCAGCAACAUCACCACCAAGAGACUUCCGGAGUUAGUAGUGCCUCCUCCUCCUCCACUGGAGGAGGCUCUGGACGCAACUACAAUCAGCGCGGCAACCACAAUUCCAGUGGCUACUACCACCAGCAGUACUACGUGCCACCGCCGAUGCAACAGCAGCAGCAGCAGCAGCUGAGCAAGUCCAAUUCAAACUCCUCCUCCUCCAACUAUCACCAGCAGCACCAUCACAGCCAUAGCAACCAUAGUCACCGGCAGCAGCAGCAGCAACAUCACCACCAGCAACAGCAGCAGCAUCACCAGCAGCGACCGCAGCAUUUGCGACUGGGCGGCAAUCGCUACCAGAAAUCGGUAGGUGGAUCGCCCACCAUCAGUGCAUCGAACAGCAGCAGCAACAGCAGCAACAGUAGCAGCACCAGCGGGAGCAACAGCAACAACAAUCGACUGCCGCCGCUGCGAGGGACGCUGGUGAACUCGUCGUCGGCUAUAUCAAUCAUUUCCAUAUCCUCAGAAUCAUCCAUUGCCAGCAGCAGCAGCAGCUCCUCGCGAUCCGGUCAGGAUCAGCAGCAGAACGAGCGGGAUGAGCGAUAGGAUUAGGCUGUAGGAUGUAGGAUGUAGGAUCUAGGAUCUAGGCUACAGGAAGAGAUUGUGAAUGAGAGAGAGAAAGAGAUAGUUACGAGUUAGCAAUAUUUAUGGAUUAUAUUUCUUUCUCAGGUUAACUGCAAACUAUGCUGCAUUUUUCUAAUUAAUAUUCCUGCUCCUGCUCCUCACUUCCUGCCUUCACCUCCUCCAAAUCCCACAACAAACUAAUGUUUAGACUUUAUUUUACAUUGCUGUCUCGCUUAAAUUAGAAGAGCGAAGGAAACCUAUUAAGCUUAAUAUUAGGAACUUUGCCUCUGAUUUCGCUAAAUGUAUUUCAUUUUGUUUCUAAAAUAAACAUGAAAGCAAACAACAACAAAAAAAACAAGAAAGCAAAAAAAAAAAUAUAUAUAUAGAUAUAUAUUAGAUAAAAACGGUAUAAAUAUAAAUGUAAACUCAUAAUUAGAUUGUAAUGGUUUAAAAGAGCGAUAAACUGAAGUAUGAAAUUAGCUGCUAACAUAUUUAAGGUCCGCAAACAUAUGUUUCUAAAUCUCUCUAGAGCUCCAACCCCCCCGCAUCCAAUGUAGUUUCCCUAAAGGCUCUACGUUUCAAGCAAAUGUUUUGUAAACUAAAAAUCCAACCCGCACUCCCUAAAAAAAAAAACAAAAAACGAAAAUACUGCGCGCAAUUCUUACGCUAAUAUUACUAAGUGAAUUUGCGCGCAAAUUGUAAAAAAAAAAAGUAACAUAUAUAUACGAAAAGCUAAAAAUCCCAUUUUUCCUACCAUCUUCCUCGUAACCUAACCUACUCAUAAACUUCUUCUAUUUUACUUCAAGUUAAUUUUAUGCCUGAAAUGUAUAUGUUUUUAUGAUUAUGAUUAUGCUUACCAUUAUUACUAUUUUGAUUACGAUGCUUAUUAUUAGUUUUUAUAACUAAGCUCAGAGGAUAACGAGCCAACUAAAAUUGUAAUUAAACACAUUGCUCAGACCUAAAAAGCAACUCUACUUUUAAGCAGAAACAAACAAAAAAAAACCAACACAAAAACGACAAAAAAAAAACAAAAACCUACAACAACAAGAAACGCAUCUUUUGUUUAAACUUACUGUACGUUUAGUUGAUUAUUAUGAUUAUGCAAUGUUGUGCAUUUCGCAUAGAUUCCUGCCAUUUGUUUUGUAUAGUUCACAAAGCUCUGUAAAUACUUAGUUACCGCCCCCCGCCCCGCCCACUGUGACACCCCCACCCGCUCCCGCCCCCUCUAAACGCACUGCCAUUUUGAGAAAGGUUUUUAAAAAACACGUCGAAAAGGAGCUAGCAGAAAAAAAAGAGUAGAAAAGAACAUUUAGACUUUGUACAUGUAUAACAUUUUAGGCUGUUCUUCUUUCCAUUUGUAAGAGAAAACAAAGAAA